AUGCAGAGCGGCACUUACACAAUCUACAACGUCGAGUUUUCCAAGCAGGUCAUUGACCUGUAUGGAGGCGGCACCAUCGAUGGCACCCCUGUCACGGGCUAUAACUACAUGACCACCAUCAAUGAGAACCAGCGUUGGACCGUGCAAGUCCUCGAGAAGGAGGGUGAUGACCAAGCCACCGUCAGAUUGAUCAACAACGGAACUGGAACAUAUAUGAGGGCUGAGCCAGAGACUCUGGGCGCAGGUGUCGUCGGCAGCCACGUCGCUACGAAGUGGACACUUGUCAAACUGGAAAUGGGGAAUUACAUGAUCAAAGGCCAGCAGGGAGAGCUUGUCUUCUCCCUUAAUAAUGGCGAUAAUAGCACUCAGAUCACGCUCGCUCCCCUAGACGACAGCGACAACAGGCAGCUUUGGACCUUUGACCAAGAGUAA
This is a messenger RNA of Suillus subalutaceus, 432 nucleotides long. RefSeq names its product ricin B lectin domain-containing protein. The transcript is spliced from 5 exons. NCBI's taxonomy places the organism in Eukaryota, Fungi, Basidiomycota, Agaricomycetes, Boletales, Suillaceae. The record is from RefSeq and is a predicted model, not a curated record. Bases 1 to 432 code for a protein of 143 amino acids.